CCUGCGCCGCCCUUCUGAGCCUUCCGCGUCCGGUGCACUUGACUCCACUCGUCAGUUGGGCACCAGGGCCCGCGCCCUUGUCCAUAUGGCGACAUCACCCAAGGUUACGGUCUUCCAUAGGCGGUCCGACUACGAUGUACACAGCUAUGUCGUAGGUGGACCCGGAGAUAACGCGGUGCACCGUCUGAACGAAGAGCGACGCGCCAUUCUCUCUGAAAUCGAUAAUGCCAAGUUCUCAUGGUUCCACAUCAAGGUCGCGUUCGUUUCUGGUGCGGGGUUUUUCACCGACGCGUAUGACAUCUUCGCCAUCAAUGUCGUCACCAUCAUGUUAGGAUACGUGUAUGGCGACGAUCAGAGCGCGUCGAUCCCCGGAGUCGCUGGCCGGUCGCUCAGUGCGAUGCAGCAACUCGGCGUGAAGAUUGCCACGCCCAUAGGUAUCAUCGUCGGCCAGCUGCUCUUUGGAUGGCUUGGGGACGUCAUGGGUCGCAAGCGGAUAUAUGGGUUGGAGCUGUUGAUCAUCAUUAUCGGCACGUUCGGUCAAACCAUUGCUGCUCCCAGCAUGGCUGUCAGCUUCAUUGCGUUAUUGAUUGUCUGGCGCACCUUCAUGGGGAUAGGUAUAGGAGGGGACUAUCCUUUGAGUGCGGUCAUCUCGUCCGAGUUUUCGUCCACGCACAUCCGUGGUCGGGUCAUGACAGCGGUCUUUGCCAACCAAGGAUGGGGCCAGCUCGCUGCAACCGCUGCCUCCUGCGUCGUCGUGCGCGCCUACAAGUCCAGCCUCCUCUCCAACGGCAACACGCUGCUCGAGGACAUCGACCGCAUCUGGCGAAUAAUCGUCGGGUUCGGCUGCGUGCCCGCGGUCGUCGCGCUCUACUUCCGGCUCACGAUCCCGGAGACGCCGCGCUUCACGCUCGACAUCCAGCGCAACGUCGACAAGGCCGCACGCGAUAUCGACGAGUUCCUCACGCACGAGGGGUACACAGUCGACCCCGAGGCCGUCUCACGGCGCCUGAGCGCGCAGAGGGCGACGAAGGGGGACUUUCGGAGGUACUUUGGGAGAUGGGAGAACUUGAAGGUGCUGAUCGGGACGAGUUAUUCGUGGUUCGCGCUUGAUUUUGCGUUCUACGGGCUCGGCCUGAACUCGUCUAUCAUCCUCCAGGCCAUCGGCUUCGGUUCGCCUGACAAGGGCAUCACAGGUGGGCAGGCGAUUUAUCAGAACCUCUUCAACGUCUCCCUUGGCAACCUCGUCCUCUCCCUCGCGGGAUUCGUCCCGGGAUACUGGGUCGCCUUUCUCUUCAUCGACCGUUGGGGCCGUAAGCCGAUCCAGCUCAUGGGCUUCUGCGCUCUGACUGUACUCCUCGUCGUCAUGGGCUUCGCGUAUCACAAGCUCACGUCGACGACACGCGGGACCGCCGUGUUCGUCUUCCUCUACUGCCUUGCAAACUUCUUCCAGAACUUUGGGCCGAACACGACGACGUUCAUCGUCCCCGGUGAGGCGUUCCCGACGCGCUACCGCUCGACUGCGCACGGCAUCUCUGCGGCGAGCGGCAAGUUCGGCGCCGUCCUCGCGCAGGUGGCCUUCCAAUGGCUCAAGGACAUCGGGGGCCCGAUUGGAUCCAAUGCUUUCCUGGAUCAUAUCUUGCAGAUCUUUGGGUUCUUCAUGCUGACGGGUAUCAUCUCGACGUUGAUGAUACCGGAGACGAACCAGAAGACCCUGGAGGCGCUCUCGAACGAGCGGCAGGAUCGGUUCUUUCGGUUUCUUGGUAAGUCUUCAAGUUAUCCCUUCCGUAUCCGCACUUGAUACCGAGCGCGCAAUGGAAUGAUUGCAGAUCCCCGGCGCCGCUCCAGUGUCAAGACAUUCGCAAGCGACUUCCCACUGACGACGAUCAAGCUGAAGCCAUUCGAGCCCACCCACGACCCUGAGCCUGAGGCGGAUCCGCCAGAUAUAUGUAUUGAUACCCCCGU
Molecule: messenger RNA, 1962 nt
Organism: Rhodofomes roseus
Lineage: Eukaryota; Fungi; Basidiomycota; Agaricomycetes; Polyporales; Fomitopsidaceae
Product: phosphate transporter
Exons: 10
Coding region: 86-1798 (570 amino acids)
Biological process (GO): transmembrane transport
Cellular component (GO): membrane
Molecular function (GO): transmembrane transporter activity
Source: RefSeq, a predicted model, not a curated record